This is a messenger RNA of Elgaria multicarinata webbii, 6703 nucleotides long. It is a transcript of the gene MIB1, whose product is annotated as MIB E3 ubiquitin protein ligase 1. Gene Ontology annotation, biological process: protein ubiquitination; endocytosis; Notch signaling pathway. The record is from RefSeq and is a predicted model, not a curated record. Gene Ontology annotation, cellular component: cytoplasm. Gene Ontology annotation, molecular function: ubiquitin-protein transferase activity; protein binding; zinc ion binding. The coding region runs from base 415 to 3435 and encodes 1006 amino acids. Lineage: Eukaryota; Metazoa; Chordata; Lepidosauria; Squamata; Anguidae. The transcript has 21 exons.
AGGAGGGUCUAUUGCCCUUCCUCCAUUCCCAAGGCCGUGGUGGCGCUCCCGUCACGGAGCCCGGAUGUAGCAGCAGCAGCAGCGCAAGCUUCGCCCCUGCAUUAGGAAAAGCGGCGCAAGCGUCUCCAGUAGGGAGAGACCAUCGAGGAGUACAGGGGUGGGGGUGCGUCAGUCAGUCAGUCAGUCAGGGACGCUGCGCUCCGCUGGCGGAGGCCGCAUCCAACCCGCCAACCCCUCAAGUACAGGAGACCGGCCGGCCCGGCUCCAGCUCCAGCUCUGCCUUCCCGGUCUUUGUUGUGCCGGCGUUUCCGUGAGGAUAUCCCUCCGGACUCCCUUUUUCCGUUAUCGGCGUCAACCGCGCGCGGCCUUCCCUGUCUCCGGCUCGUGAGGGACGCCCAAAGGCGCUAAGCGACCAUGAGCAACUCGAGGAAUAACCGUGUGAUGGUGGAGGGCGUCGGGGCUCGGGUCGUGAGGGGCCCCGACUGGAAGUGGGGGAAGCAGGACGGCGGCGAGGGCCACGUGGGCACCGUGCGCAGCUUCGAGAGCCCCGAGGAGGUGGUGGUGGUCUGGGACAACGGCACGGCCGCCAACUACCGCUGCUCGGGAGCCUACGACCUGCGUAUCCUCGACAGUGCGCCCACCGGAAUUAAACAUGAUGGGACAAUGUGUGAUACAUGUCGCCAGCAACCAAUAAUUGGCAUUCGAUGGAAAUGUGCAGAAUGCACGAAUUAUGACUUAUGCACUGUAUGUUACCAUGGGGAUAAACAUCAUUUGAGACAUCGCUUUUACAGAAUAACCACACCAGGAAGUGAAAGAGUAUUACUGGAAUCUCGCCGUAAAUCAAAGAAAAUCACUGCAAGAGGAAUCUUCACAGGUGCCAGAGUGGUACGAGGAGUUGAUUGGCAAUGGGAAGAUCAGGAUGGUGGCAAUGGACGUAGGGGAAAAGUAACUGAAAUCCAAGACUGGAGUGCAUCAAGUCCGCACAGUGCAGCAUAUGUUUUAUGGGACAAUGGAGCUAAAAACCUUUACAGAGUUGGCUUUGAGGGCAUGUCAGACCUUAAAUGUGUCCAGGAUGCGAAAGGAGGAUCCUUCUACCGAGAUCAUUGUCCUGUGCUUGGUGAACAAAACGGUAAUCGGAAUCCUGGUGGAUUGCAGAUCGGUGAUUUAGUCAAUAUUGAUCUUGACUUAGAAAUUGUUCAGUCUUUGCAGCAUGGCCAUGGAGGAUGGACUGAUGGAAUGUUUGAGACUUUAACUACUACUGGCACAGUUUGUGGCAUAGAUGAAGAUCAUGACAUUGUUGUACAAUAUCCAAGUGGCAAUAGGUGGACCUUUAAUCCUGCUGUUCUCACCAAAGCCAAUGUUGUCCGAAGUGGAGAUGCUGCUCAAGGUGCUGAAGGUGGCACAUCACAAUUUCAAGUGGGUGACCUUGUCCAAGUUUGUUAUGACCUAGAAAGAAUCAAACUGCUUCAAAGAGGACAUGGUGAAUGGGCUGAAGCAAUGCUUCCUACUUUAGGUAAAGUUGGAAGAGUCCAGCAGAUCUAUUCAGACAGUGACUUAAAAGUAGAGGUUUGUGGAACUUCAUGGACAUACAAUCCAGCUGCUGUGUCGAAGGUGGCAUCGGCAGGCUCUGCUAUAAGCAAUGCAUCUGGUGAGAGAUUGUCCCAGUUAUUGAAGAAACUGUUUGAAACUCAAGAAUCUGGGGAUCUUAAUGAAGAGCUUGUUAAAGCAGCUGCUAAUGGAGAUGUAGCCAAAGUGGAAGACUUGCUUAAGAGACCAGAUGUGGAUGUGAAUGGGCAGUGUGCGGGACACACAGCUAUGCAAGCUGCUAGUCAGAAUGGACAUGUUGACAUUUUGAAAUUGCUUCUGAAACAGAAUGUGGAUGUAGAAGCAGAGGACAAAGAUGGAGACAGGGCUGUUCACCAUGCAGCUUUUGGUGAUGAAGGAGCUGUGAUAGAGGUGUUGCAUAGAGGCAGUGCAGAUCUUAAUGCUCGUAACAAACGUAGACAGACACCACUUCAUAUUGCUGUUAAUAAAGGUCAUCUCCAAGUAGUGAAGACAUUACUGGAUUUUGAUUGCCAUCCUAGUCUUCAGGAUUCUGAGGGUGAUACACCUCUUCAUGAUGCAAUAAGUAAAAAACGUGAUGACAUCUUGGCAGUACUCCUUGAAGCUGGAGCUGAUGUUACUAUUACAAACAACAAUGGGUUUAAUGCUCUCCAUCAUGCUGCACUAAGAGGAAAUCCAAGUGCAAUGAGAGUGUUGUUGUCCAAGCUCCCAAGACCAUGGAUUGUGGAUGAGAAAAAAGAUGAUGGGUAUACUGCCUUGCAUUUGGCAGCACUUAAUAAUCAUGUGGAAGUGGCAGAACUCUUGGUGCAUCAGGGCAAUGCUAACCUGGAUAUCCAGAAUGUAAACCAACAAACUGCACUGCACCUUGCUGUUGAACGCCAGCACACCCAAAUAGUGCGGCUCUUAGUCCGUGCAGGUGCUAAACUGGAUAUUCAGGAUAAAGAUGGGGAUACUCCCCUGCAUGAAGCCCUGAGGCAUCAUACCUUGUCACAGCUUCGCCAGCUCCAAGACAUGCAAGAUGUGGGCAAGGUCGAUACAGCUUGGGAACCAUCGAAGAACACAUUGAUAAUGGGACUGGGUACUCAAGGAGCAGAGAAGAAGAGUGCAGCAUCUAUUGCCUGCUUCCUGGCAGCCAACGGAGCUGACCUUGGUAUUCGUAAUAAGAAGGGUCAGUCACCCCUUGACUUGUGUCCUGAUCCUAGCCUCUGUAAAGCAUUGGCUAAAUGUCACAAAGAAAAAGUCAGUGGUCAGGUUGGUUCCCGAAGUCCUUCUAUGAUCAGCAAUGAUUCAGAAACCUUAGAAGAAUGUAUGGUAUGUUCUGAUAUGAAGAGAGAUACUUUAUUUGGCCCAUGUGGGCAUAUUGCUACCUGUUCCCUCUGUUCACCAAGAGUCAAGAAAUGCCUCAUCUGCAAAGAGCAAGUUCAGUCGAGAACAAAGAUUGAGGAAUGUGUGGUAUGCUCAGACAAAAAAGCAGCCGUACUCUUCCAACCUUGUGGACACAUGUGUGCUUGUGAAAAUUGUGCCAGCCUGAUGAAAAAAUGUGUGCAGUGUCGGGCAGUGGUAGAGAAAAGAGUGCCUUUCAUUAUGUGUUGUGGUGGGAAAGGUACAGAAGAUACCACAGACGAUAUUACCAGUGGAAACAUUCCUGUUCUGCAGAAAGACAAGGACAAUACCAAUGUCAAUGCUGAUGUACAGAAAUUGCAGCAGCAAUUGCAGGACAUAAAGGAACAGACCAUGUGUCCUGUGUGUCUGGACCGUCUGAAGAACAUGAUUUUUCUCUGUGGUCAUGGAACAUGUCAACUGUGUGGGGAUCGAAUGAGUGAAUGCCCUAUCUGCCGAAAGGCUAUUGAACGAAGGAUCCUUUUGUAUUAAAAUAUAAAGUGUCUUAUGGUAACUUGUCACGUUAUGACUAGGUUUUGCUCAUUGAAUCUCCAUAAACUUUAGUGACAGCUAAAGGUUGUUAUGAAAACAUUUCUAAUGCUGCGGAGUCUGUUGCAUUGUAAGUGCUAAUGACAACAACACAAACCAGUAUUUAAGUGGUCUCCUAUCAUUAAAAAAGCUAAACCAAGGUUAGGUUAAUUAACAGUGCAGUUUGUUUAUAUCUUUUGCCUUUCCUCUUUCUCCCCAAACCCUUUAUGUUAAAGGGACAAUCUUGAUUUUCUGUCUUGGUAUUUUUAUUUUAUAUGUAUGAACUCUACUUUCAGCAACAUUGAUUUUUAUACUGUCAGUUGCUUUCAUGUAUAAAUAUUUUUAAUUCUCUAACUGUAUUUGUUUUAAGAUUUUUUCAUAGUGCUGUCAGUAGUAAAAUGCAGCCUGCAAACUAAGCCUUGUAGCUAGGUACAGGAAUUUUUAAAAGUUGACACAAUAAAUGAAUAGUGUUUCAGUAUUACAUAUUGCCUCUAAAAUCUGAAAGCCUAUAAUUUUGUAUGGUCUGUUUUUUGCUCCAAGCUAGUUUGAAGGAGUACAAACGAUAAAACAAACCCAAUCAUUUAUCAAAAGGGCUUCUUGGUAAACUCUACACAACAUAGUGAGGGUUCCUUCUAGAAGCAGCCAUCUAUCAAGCCUCCUUCAAACUUGGGAAGACUCCAAAUGUGAGGCUAACACAGUUCAAGUUGCUGCUAGGAAUAAGAAAAAACCCAAAUCCACACAAGCAAACAUCAUGUUUGCCUGAGUUUUGUUUGUUUGGAUGGGGUGGGAAUCUCAACCAUAAUCCUUUCAGCUGAGAAACCAAUUUUUAGAAUGGUGACAGAGUAGAUAUAAUUAUUGGAAUACUUUGUAAAAGAAAAACAUUUUAUCUAUAGGUUUGGAUCGAGACUUAGUCAUGCUUCGAGUAGACUCAUUGAAAUCAAUGGGCCUUAGGUUAGUCAUUACUAACUUUUACAUCCCAUUGAUAUCAUGGGUAUACUCUAAACAGGACUAACUCUGGAGCCAAUCCAAAGAGUAGAAUUCAACAUCUUAAAGGCUCAAUGUUAUAUAUUUAUAUAUAAAAUGUUCCUACCAGUCCCAGUGUGUCCUAGCCAGCAUAGCUGGCUGGAGGAAUGCUGAGAGUUGUAGGACUUUUUCUGUAACAUGCAUAGGAUUGUGCCUUUAGUCUAAUAAACUAGACUGAAGCACCACUUUGCAAAAAGGGAAUAUAUAGCAAGGGUCAUAUCCAAUGUUAGACUUACUUAAAAUAGACCCAUUGAAAUGAAUGCUACUUAAGUUAGUUGUGACUAAUUUACAUUCUAUUCAUUUCAUUACCUCUACUGAAAUUAGAAAGAUACAGGAAUAAUAGCUCCUGUAAUAAUAUCCCUGUUUGUUGCAUAUUUAUGUGUGAACUGCAUUUUCUGUCAAUAUCUCUGAAAUAUUAAAAUUUCACUGGGAAUAUUCAGUUAACAAUAAGGAAGAGAGUUCUUGAUAGGUUCGUGAGAUUUCUUCAAUUUGGGAAGUUGCUUGGGGAAGAUAAGGCUUUUAGGAAAAAUAUAUAUGCCACUGAAGGAUGCGGGAAAGCAACUUGCUCUUAAUAUUCUAUGGUAGGCUGUAGAUACUCCCCCAAAAUUAAACUACAUACUAGAGAUGAUGCAUGAUUGCAGAAAAUUAGCUUUAUAAUUGACAGAUGUACCAGUCUUUGUAUUUAUCUCCAUUUUCUUGUAAGCAUGUGAAGAAACACAUUAGAUAAAUGAAUUGCCUUUCCUCUAUCUAGUAAUUUUAUUUCUCUUAAAUUCUUAACCAAGGAUAUCUAUCGCUUGCAAAAAGAUUCUAUAUUUGGUGGGUGUAAUCUGUGCCAUAUAAAUUUUGGUUGAGAUUUUGUUUUUGCAGAUAUUUGCAAAUUGCUUUGAACAAUGUUGAUCAUGUAUUAGGAACACUAUUUACAGACAGAAACAGGUGCAGGAAGAAAUAGUAUUUUCACAUAAUGACAUAAUACCCCCUUCUUUGGCAAUGUUCUCUUCUAUUGCCAAUCUAGAACGGUUUAAGAUUUUAUUUUGUGGCAUGGUCAGAUAUCUAUAUCAGUAGUUAUAGUGAAAUGACUAAGGUUACAGCCCUAUGUAUACUUGGGAAUAAAUCCCAUUGAACUUGAUGUGACUUAGUUCUGAAUGAACAUAUAUAGAAUUGGAGUAUGAUUCCCAAGCAAACCUAUCUUUAAGUUACAUUGAAAUUAAUGAGUCUUUUAAAAAAUGAUACACAUAGUAAAUGUGUAUUGGAAUGAAGUGUGUUAAAUGAAUAUGAGCUGCCUGACUUUCUAGUCAACAUGCUCAAAUUUAUAAAAUGAUUAAACACUUGUCAAAUAUUUGACAUUUAUAUUCUGGCUUCUGAAUUGGCUAGUUGCAAUUUGAAAAGCAAACUAACUGGUUCCAACUUAAUAAACUGUUCCUACAGGCAAUCUCCUGCAAAAAAACCCCCCUCUGCAUGCAUAUGCAUAGAAAAGUUUCCCUAGGAUGGGUAACAGUAAAUGAUUUUCAAAGAUAACGUAUGAGCCAGAUUUAUCCAGGAAUAAUCAAACUGAUUUUGAACACUAUGUUUGUGUAAAGAACUAAGCCAAUCAAGGCAUCUUUCAUAAAAACGUAAAGGAAGUACUGAAUGUUGCAUGUCAUAGGAAAAGGGCAAACAUUGAUGACAAAGGACUGUCUGGUCAAUGUAACUUGGAGUUCUAUUACUUCAACAUAGUUGGAAAAACUGAAUGAUAAAGUUAUUAAAAUGUCUUCUCAGUCCCCUCCACCAGUUCUGCAAACAUUUUUAGCAUGACUAGUCUUGUAAGCAGGUGACCAAGGCAGUAGUCCUGUACACACUUACAUGGGAAUACUUCUCUUUGAACCCAAUGGAGCUUACUUCUGAAUAGAUAGGAUUGCACUGUAAGUUAUUCAGUGUUUUAAAGGAUGGACGUGAGAUGUUGCAUUUAUCUCAAAUCUAGUAGGACAAAGUAGCACUCUUGUUUAUAUUAGUUACUAGGAAGUCUAAGAUUUUUAUUCCUUUGAUUCUCUUUUAUGCCAUUCUCUUCACCAUGUAGAGUUUUUGUAAUUUCCCAUAGCCAGUAGAAAACAGUACAUUUGUUUUAAAUUUUCUUAAUUUAUUUUAUAAGUACUUUGUUAAACCUUUAUAGUACAUGAAGUCAGAUGUUGAAACUUGAAUUUAUACUUUUAUUAAAGUGUAAAUAUAAACCUGA